This is a messenger RNA of Dromiciops gliroides (monito del monte), 3611 nucleotides long. It is a transcript of the gene CPSF7, whose product is annotated as cleavage and polyadenylation specific factor 7. Bases 233 to 1693 code for a protein of 486 amino acids. Gene Ontology annotation, biological process: mRNA alternative polyadenylation. The record is from RefSeq and is a predicted model, not a curated record. Gene Ontology annotation, molecular function: mRNA binding. The transcript is spliced from 10 exons. NCBI's taxonomy places the organism in Eukaryota, Metazoa, Chordata, Mammalia, Microbiotheria, Microbiotheriidae. Gene Ontology annotation, cellular component: mRNA cleavage and polyadenylation specificity factor complex.
UCGGCAUCCCCACGGGACUGACGAGGAAACUGAGGCAGCCCCCAGUGCCCGGGGCUGGACCGGACUUUCCGGAGCGGCGCGCACGGGCCGGAACCGAAAGCAAACCCAGGGCCAGCCUCCAAGUCAGGAGCUGCGGAGAACGUCGGGCCCGGCCCUUCGUUUUACAAAUGGGGAAACCGAGCGGCACCACCGCCACCUUUCUUCCUCGCUGCGGCCCCGGGGUCCCAGAGCCAUGUCGGAGGGAGUGGACCUGAUUGAUAUCUACGCGGAUGAAGAGUUCAACCAGGACCCAGAGUUCAGCAAUGCCGAUCAGAUCGACCUGUACGAUGAUGUACUGGCCGCCAGCUCACAGCCAUCUGAUGACCGAAGCAGCAGUGCCGAGCCACCGCCUCCCAUCCGGCAGGAGCAGUCUCCCAAGCCCAACAGCAAGUCGCCGGCCAUCCUCUACACCUACAGUGGACUGCGCAAUAAGCGAGCCGCAGUCUACGUGGGCAGCUUCUCCUGGUGGACAACAGACCAACAGCUGAUCCAAAUCAUCCGUUCUGUGGGGGUCUAUGAUGUUGUGGAGCUAAAGUUUGCAGAGAAUCGAGCCAAUGGCCAGUCCAAAGGGUAUGCCGAGGUGGUGGUGGCCUCUGAGAACUCUGUCCACAAACUGUUGGAGCUCCUGCCAGGCAAGAUUCUUAAUGGGGAGAAGGUGGAUGUGAGGCUGGCCACCCGGCAGAACCUGUCCCAGUUUGAGGCGCAGGCUCGGAAACGUGAGUGCGUCCGAGUCCCAAGAGGGGGGGUACCGCCACGCGCCCACUCCCGAGAUUCUAGUGAUUCUGCUGAUGGACGGGCCACCCCCACUGAGAACCUUGUGCCCCCACCCCCCCGCGUGGACAAGCCCCCCAGUGUGCUGCCCUACUUCAGCCGCCCUCCCUCAGCUCUUCCCCUGAUGGGUCUGCCCCCACCACCCAUCCCACCCCCACCCCCUCUCUCCUCGGGCUUUGGGGUCCCACCUCCACCUCCUGGUAUCCAUUACCAGCAUCUCAUGCCCCCACCUCCCCGACUGCCUCCCCACCUGGCUGUGCCUCCCCCGGGGGCCAUCCCACCUGCCCUGCACCUCAACCCCGCCUUCUUCCCCCCACCAAAUGCUGCAGUGGGGCCUCCUCCAGAUGCUUACAUCAAGGCCUCUGCACCCUAUAACCACCAUGGCAGAUCUAAGUGCCACGGGCGGUCAGGGAUGGUGUUGUCUCCGUGCAGCCGAGAACUGGGCCCCCCGCCCCCGACGGUGUGCGAAACCGAGUUCGAGGAGAUCAUGAAUCGGAACAGAGCUAUCUCCAGCAGUGCCAUUUCCAAAGCUGUCUCUGGGGCCAGUGCAGGGGAUUAUAGUGACGCUAUUGAGACGCUCCUCACAGCCAUUGCUGUCAUCAAACAAUCGCGGGUCGCCAACGACGAACGUUGCCGUGUGCUCAUCUCCUCCCUUAAGGACUGUCUUCACGGCAUCGAAGCCAAGUCCUACAGCGUGGGUGCCAGCGGGAGCUCUUCCAGGAAAAGACACCGGUCCCGUGAGCGAUCACCUAGCCGGUCCCGUGAGAGCAGCCGGAGGCACCGGGAUCUGCUCCAUAAUGAGGAUAGGCACGAGGAUUAUUUUCAAGAAAGGAAUCGGGAGCAUGAGAGACACCGGGACAGAGAAAGGGACCGGCACCACUGAGAAAGGAGUCUGGUUGGAAGUAAAUGUUUUUUUUAAUGGACUUGCAUCUCCUCACCUCGAUCAGGACUAAAGGACGGAGGCCGCUCCACCCCUUCCCCCUCCCCCAAGCCCCCAAUUCCCUCCAGACACCCAGGGAACACCCUAUGCCCCACCAGACCGAAGAGAGCUUGGCAGCCCUCCCUAGCCCUACCCAGGCCCCGGCAUGACCCUUGCUUGCCUAGGGAAAGGGCUGAAAGACUUGGUGGGCUUGGGAGGGGUAAGAGAACAGAAAGGAAAGAAUGUAGAAUGUAUAUGGGCCCAUGAUUCACCACGGCUCGGACUCUAAAAGAACGGUGCUUGCUUUUUCUUGGAAACUUGUGAGGUUCCUAUUCUCUGGGAGCAGCUUGAGGCAGGUGGCAAAGCCUCCCAAAGACCCACCGAAAGAGACCGGAUCCUCCUCGUGGAGGGGAGUGGUUCCCAGAGAUGCCCAGGCCCCCGUGCACUAGCACUAGACUCAAGGGGCCCCACGUGUCCACCUCACUCUCCUCCCCACCCCAGACUGGUGCACGCCUCCAGCCCUAGAUCCCUCUCAGCCCUUCUGGGAAGAACUACAGGAAGUCAAAUUUUCUGGUGCCAGGCUGCUUCUGCCCUAACUCACUCUGCCUUCCUCUCUCAUUGACGGUUAUCCUCCCAACCUCCCAAAGAAGGCUUGAGGCCUUCAUCGCCCCCAGUUUCCUUGGUCCCACUUGUCCCUUGAGAAGCAAGGGACCUGUCAGGUGUCUCAGUGUACUUAGCAGCCCUGCUGAGCAGAGACCAUCCCCGUAAGGUGGCUUUCUCUCUCUGCCUAGUGUCCUCUCCCUGCUUUGCUUGCUUGCUGCUCGUGAAUUAACAAGCUCUGAUAGGCACUCUUCCCCGUGAGCCCUUACCCCAAGAGGGCUUGUUUCCUUGUUUUAGAGGAAGGCACUGCAACCUAUCCCCACCUUGGCAGCGGUGAACCCAGUGAGAGGCUACAAGAAGCAGGGGGAGAGAGGGGAAACCUAGUCACUGAGCACUUCUCAAAACUUCCUUCCAAAAGUUGUGAGCACGCACCUUACAUGAGGUUGCUAACUGGCAUAGCCUGGUUCUAGACAUUUGAAACUCUGCCCUAGAUGUCUUGCCUGCCUUUGGCUCCUGGCAGACUGGCCUCCCUCCAGGAAGGUCCAAGAGAGAACUAGAGCCUAGCUCGCAUCUGCUGUAUUCUGAGCUCCAUGGACACCAUUCCGAUGGCCCGACUCCUCCAGAGGCAGGGCAACGAAUCUGCUGCUCCCAUAGAAUUCAAACUGUGGUGAACAGGGUUCUCCACGCUGCUGGCUAUUCCACGGGACAGGGUUACCUUCACAUCACCCACAGGGCAUCCAGCAUUUAGUACGAGAACAACACAAGACUUGGGUCUCAGGAGAUCCUUCUAAGGCAGAGGGGAAGGGAGAGCCCAUGGCCUAACAGACUUCGGUCAGGCACAGAGUGAAUUUUUCCCAGGGUCAGAGGCACAUUCCCUUGGGACAGAGGGAAGGGGUGGUGGCUUUCUCCCCUCGUCCCCCCACCCCCACCCCCACUUCCUCUAAGGAGCCGGGCAUCCCCAGCCGGCGAGUGUUAAGUGACGUGCUUCUCCCAGAGAGCAGCUCCGGGUGUCUUUUUAAAAUGUAGAGAAAACCAAAUGAGGUGACUGUUUGAGGAAGAAAACGUAAAAUACCAGAAAUCCGUUUGCCCGGAGAGUUUGUGUUUUCUUUUUUUUACUUAAUGACACAAUUUUUAGUUUUAUUUCCAGAUAGCAAAAGAAAAAUACCUGAGGGAAAAAAAAGGCCAAGGCCCCGUCCCCCUGUUGUCGGUGAUUCGAUUUGUUUGUCUCUUUCUGAUAGGUUGGAAAUUGUGUAAUAAACUUGAUGACGCUGUCAAUCUUUUA